Molecule: messenger RNA, 767 nt
Organism: Triticum aestivum (bread wheat)
Lineage: Eukaryota; Viridiplantae; Streptophyta; Magnoliopsida; Poales; Poaceae
Exons: 1
Coding region: 48-659 (203 amino acids)
Source: RefSeq, a predicted model, not a curated record
CCGCCGCUUCCCCGCGUCUCUCCCCGAAAACCCCAACCCCAGCAAGGAUGGGACAUUUCGCCGGACCCUCCGCCUCCGCCUCCGCCGACGAGGCAUUCUGGACCGCGUGCCCGCACUGCUGCUACACGCACUCCUACCCGCGCCUCUACGUAGGUCGCCGCCUCCGCUGCCCCACCGCUACCUGCCGCCGCGUCUUCUCCGCCGACGAGCUCCCCUCCACGCCGCCCAUCGUCCCCGGCGCCGACAUGUACUUCUGCACCUGGGCCUUCUUCCCGCUCGGUCCUACUGCCGUCGCUGAAGGCUGGGCCCCAUUCACCCCCUUCAACCCCGCCCCCCCUCCCUCCCCCUCCCCCGUCCCAAACCCUACCGCUGCCACCCCCGCCUGUGCCGUUCCAACCCGCGUGAGACCCACCUCCAGGAAGAAGGUUGGCGUGUGCCUCAAGGGUAGGGCCCGUGUCGAGGCGGAGGAGGAAGAGGAAGAAGAGGAGGAGAAGGCAUCCACCGUCGCCAAUCUCAAGGCCGGAGAGGAGGUGCAGGCGGAUUGGCUGACCCUUGGCGACAACGGCGGCAGCAGCGGAAUCAACAUCAACGAGACGGUGGAUCUGAGCGAGCUGGGUUUCCGCGUUGACGAGUCGGGAUUUCUCCAAGAGAUUCCGUGAUCGAUGGGUGAGAAGAAAGGUUGUGCCUUUUGAUCAUACCGCGCUUAAGACUAGUAAUAACUGCUAAAAAAUGUACAUGGUUCGAAUAUGGGGAUGUUAGUACCGUAA